Molecule: messenger RNA, 419 nt
Organism: Cylicostephanus goldi
Lineage: Eukaryota; Metazoa; Nematoda; Chromadorea; Rhabditida; Strongylidae
Source: the annotation of a GenBank genome assembly
AUGUUCCUACCAAGAACAUUCUACCUUUUCACGCACAAUUUGAUUGCAUUUUGUACUAAUGGAUUGUUCAACACUCUGGUAGCUAUGGUCAUUGAACGAUGUGUAGCUACAGCCCUUGUCGACAUUUACGAGAAACGAUUUCGAACACUCGGUAUCUUGCUCACAAUCACAGCGUUGAUUGUCUCGUUAUUAGAGACUGCUAACGGAUACAAAUACUUAGCUGGUGAUUACCUUAUGACAAACAGUCUCAUACACCCAGGCGCGAAGAGCAUAGUUGUUAGCAUUGGCUUUGCUGUACUGUGGCUAAUCAGCUGUAUACUACUACUGAUCACUAUCUCGUUGUACUGCUUCAACACACGUCGGAGGAAAAGGUUUAGUAUGCUCUCAUAUCUCAUUCAUCAAACAGUCCCUUUGUAAAG